Colletotrichum truncatum is the source of this 876-nucleotide messenger RNA. NCBI's taxonomy places the organism in Eukaryota, Fungi, Ascomycota, Sordariomycetes, Glomerellales, Glomerellaceae. The record is from RefSeq and is a predicted model, not a curated record.
AUGGGAUUUGAACCCACAACCCUCUACGCGGGGUGGAGUCAUCAUUGUGUUACGAGCAGGUCAGGGCAACCAACUGUGGCACAAAGCAAAAGCUUCGGUAAUGAUGACUCCGGCAUCAUUAUCCCCUGUUCUGCACUAUAUAGCUACGCCGGCCAGGCACCAACUGGUUGGGCCGUAACAAGAACCAGGGUUUUAACAAAUUUCCAUUCAGCACCUGCAAGUGACAUCGCCUUGGAAACUAUCAAAUCCCGUUUCGAUGUGAGAGAAGGUCUAAGAACACCGUACAAUGGACCGCCAACCGAUCCGUCUGUCGACGAGGCAUGGGAAAGGCUUCUGAAAAAUUAUCACAUCUGGGUCACUAGAGACGAGCUGGGGAAAGUUGGCGGCUAUCAUUCGAUUCCAGUUCCUGGAACUGACGGGCAUUACGUCGGAAGUUUCACCGUGAUCCACGAGAUCCACUGCUUGAAAUACAUGAGGCAAUGGUGGUACAUGGGACACUAUUUUCCAAACGCAACAGAACAGUUUAAGAAAGAGGUUGAUGUACACUUCAAUCACUGCCUUGAUGUUUUGCGUAAUAGCGCUAUCUGUCAAGCUGACCCAACCAUCUGGACAUUGACCUGGGUCACAGAUAGUAUCAACCCUCAAGUGGACUUUUCUCAGGAGCAUGAAUGCCGAAAUUGGGACCGGUUGAAUCAAUGGGCCGGCCAGCGAAGGAUUGAUAAAGAGGACUUCUUCAGUCAUCUGGAACAUCCACUAUACGGACGGGACACACACAAAGUACCAAAGAACAUCAAGAGGCAGAAAAUAAUUACGGAUUUCGCAGAUGAUGGAAAAAUAGAAAUCGUUAGGUAUGAAGAUGAUAGCGAAAGUUCCUAA